Molecule: messenger RNA, 2381 nt
Organism: Cicer arietinum (chickpea)
Lineage: Eukaryota; Viridiplantae; Streptophyta; Magnoliopsida; Fabales; Fabaceae
Product: L-type lectin-domain containing receptor kinase IX.1-like
Biological process (GO): protein phosphorylation
Molecular function (GO): carbohydrate binding; ATP binding; protein kinase activity
Source: RefSeq, a predicted model, not a curated record
GAACUAGUCACAUGUUAUGAAGUUUAUUUUAUACUUUUAUGUAGCUGUCAUUUGAUGCAAACAUUUUCAAAGUAUAAUUUAUAUAUGUCGAAAAUCAUCAUUGUCAAAGCUCAUUGUUUCUGUUGAUCUCAAUUCGAAACUCAAGCCAUGGCUUCAAAUUUCUACACCCUUCUUCCCCUCUUCUUCAUGUUCUUCACUUUCAAAGCUUAUUCAAUUCACUUACAAAUUUCUCGUUUUAAUCCUAGUGAUGCCAACUUAAUCUACCAAGGUUCUGCAUCACCAAGUGAAGGAGAAGUUGAUUUUAACAUUAAUGAUAAGUAUACAUGUCAAGUUGGAAGAGUCAUGUAUUCCAAAAAAGUAUUACUUUGGGACUCAAAAACAGGUCAACUCACUGAUUUCACAACUCAUUACACUUUUGUAAUCGACACUCAAAAUAGUCAAACAUAUGGCCAUGGACUUGCCUUUUUCUUGGCUACUUUUGGAAUUGAAAUCCCACCUAAUUCUUCUGGCGGUUUUCUUGGCUUAUUUAACACCACAACUAUGGAUUCAUCUAGUAACCAAAUUGUUCAUGUGGAGUUUGAUUCUUACGCAAAUAGUGAAUGGGAUGAGACAACACAACAUGUUGGAAUCAAUAAUAAUUCAAUUAAAUCAUCAGUGUCAACACCUUGGAAUGCAAGUUUACAUAGUGGAGAUGUUGCUGAGGUAUGGAUUAGUUACAAUUCUACAACAAAGGAUUUGAGUGUGUCUUGGAAAUAUAAAAGCACCUCUAUUCCUCAGGAAAAAACUACUCUUUCUUAUCAAAUUGAUUUAAAGAAGGCUUUGCCUGAAUGGGUUACCAUAGGAUUUUCUGCUGCAACAGGUUACAAUGCAGAAAAACAUAAUCUUUUGUCAUGGGAAUUCAACUUCACUUUGGACAAAGAUGAUGAUAGUGAUUCAAAAGAGAGAAGAUUAGUUGUGAUAGUAACCGUCUCUUGUGGGGUUGUAGUUUUAGGAAUGGGAGCAUUAGUAGCAUAUGUAUUAUUUUGGAGGAAAAGAAAGAGAAGUAAAAAGCAAAAGGAAGAGGCUAUGCAUUUAACCUCAAUGAAUGAUGACCUUGAAAGAGGAGCAGGGCCAAGGAGGUUUACCUACAAAGAACUUGAUUUAGCUACCAAUAGCUUUUCUAAGGAUAGAAAGUUGGGUCAAGGUGGUUUUGGAGCUGUUUAUAAAGGUUACUUUGCUGAUUUAGAUUUACCUGUUGCUGUGAAGAAAAUAUCAAGAGGGUCAAGACAAGGUAAGAAAGAGUAUGUAACUGAAGUUAAAGUUAUUAGUCAGCUUAGACAUAGGAAUCUUGUGAAGUUGUUAGGUUGGUGCCAUGACAAAGGUGAGUUUCUUCUUGUUUAUGAGUUCAUGCCAAAUGGUAGUCUUGAUUCUCAUUUAUUUGGUAAAAGAACACCUCUUCCUUGGAAUGUAAGGCACAAAAUAGCUCUUGGAUUGACCUCUGGUUUGCUAUAUCUACAUGAAGAAUGGGAGAGAUGUGUGGUACAUAGAGAUAUAAAAUCAAGUAAUGUUAUGUUAGAUUCUAGUUUCAAUGUCAAACUGGGUGAUUUUGGAUUGGCUAAAUUAAUGGACCAUGAACUUGGACCUCAAACAACAGGACUGGCUGGAACAUUGGGCUAUUUGGCUCCAGAAUAUGUGAGUACAGGCAGAGCAAGCAAAGAGUCUGAUGUGUAUAGUUUUGGAAUAGUUGCCUUGGAGAUAACAACUGGAAAGAAAGCUAUUGAAGUUAUGAAGGACAAAGAUGAUGAAAAAGGAAUGAUUGAUUGGGUUUGGGAUCACUAUGGAAGAGGAGAGCUACUUGUGGCCAUGGAUGAGAAUUUGAAAACUGAUUUUGAUGAAAAACAAGUGGAGUGUUUGAUGAUUGUUGGAUUGUGGUGUGCUCACCCUGAUGUAAAUCAUAGACCAUCAAUAAGACAAGCAAUUCAGGUGCUUCAUUUUGAGGUUGCCAUGCCAAAUCUUCCAUCCAAGAGGCCUAUUGCAACCUAUCAUGCUCCUACACCAUCUACAAGCUCAGUUGAAGCUUCUAUAACCACAAGCCUUGAACAUGGACGUUAAUUGAGACUUCAUUAAUGGAAUCAAUGGGUUUAUCAAAAACUAGUGUCUUUCCACUUGUAUGAUAAUAUUUUCUUUCAUCUCAUCCUCAUUGUCAUCCAAUUGAUUAGAGGGAAACAACAUAUGAAGGUUAGCUUCUUGAUGGUAACACACCAUAUAUGCUAGUUGUGUGGUUGAUUUGAAGAAUAAAGAACAUAAUACAGUUGACUAACAUUAUGUGUCAUGAUGAACACAUCAAACUCUCUAUACCUUAUGUCCAUAUUUAUGUCAACAGUUUUUGUAUUUUGGAUCAA